AUGGCUAGUCUUCCAAGAUCAGAAGUAUCAUUCAGAAGAUCAGGUUCAUCUGGUCUUGUUUGGGAUGAUAGAUUCUUAUCAGCUGAAUUAAACAAAUUCAAUCCAGAACAACAGCAUCAACAACAACGCAAAAGUACUUCUACUACUACCGAAGAUAAUAAUAGAAGCCGCUGCACCGGCGCUGGCGGAGGAUACCGCACCGGAAAAGUCUCCCCGCCGGCAAUCGAUCCACCGUCUCCGAAACUCUCUGUGUGCGGGUUCUGUGGUCCUUUUGCGGAAAAGAGUCGACAGUCAAAGCCCGGACCGCGUCGAUUGAGAUAGG
This is a messenger RNA of Lathyrus oleraceus (garden pea), 322 nucleotides long. RefSeq lists its product as uncharacterized. Lineage: Eukaryota; Viridiplantae; Streptophyta; Magnoliopsida; Fabales; Fabaceae. The transcript has 2 exons. Bases 1 to 321 code for a protein of 106 amino acids. The record is from RefSeq and is a predicted model, not a curated record.